Messenger RNA from Rubroshorea leprosula, 1067 nucleotides. The record is from the annotation of a GenBank genome assembly. Lineage: Eukaryota; Viridiplantae; Streptophyta; Magnoliopsida; Malvales; Dipterocarpaceae.
AAUCUUCCGAUUCCCUAUAUUUGUCGUCUCACCAUUUUCAAAAUUCUCUCUCCCGCAGACUCACUCUCCAACCGUCUCGCUUCCCUUUCUUGCCGGCGAGAGCGUCAACGAUGAUCAAGUUAUCGCGCUCUUUGCUCUCCAGGAGCCUUCCUUCUGAAAUAUCUGGUAAAUCUGGUAACAUUAGAGACGCUUUGAGGUUGCAUUCCUUUACAUCCCAGGCUGGCAUUUCAACUGCUGGACAUGAUUUUUCUGCUAAAGGUGAUUCCCCUGCUCGAAUCUUUGCUCCUUACACCAUAUACAAGGGAAAAGCUGCACUUUCUGUUGUUCCUAUUCUACCAACUUUUACUAAAUUAGAUUCUGGAGAUGUUAGAGUUCAACGCAGUGGUGUCAUGAUGUUGACCUUCUGGCCUGCUAUUGGUGAGCGCAAAUAUGAUUGGGAAAGGAGACAGAAGUUUGCUUUGUCACCAACAGAAGUUGGGUCUCUCUUAAAUAUGGGACGCCAUGAUUCCUCUGAAUUCUUUCAUGAUCCUUCUAUGUUGACAAGCAAUGCUGGUCAAGUGAGGAAGAACUUAUCCAUCAAGGCAAUUGAUGAUGGCACUGGCUAUUUUUUCAGUUUGAAUGUUCACAACAACAUCUUAAAGUCCAAUGAACGCUUUUCUGUUCCUAUUACAGCUGCUGAGUUUGCAGUGAUGAAGACAGCUUGCAGUUUUGCACUGCCACACCUCAUGGGUUGGCAUCGGUUGACCAAUCAGUCGCCCAGAGGCCUAGGUGGGAGUUCAUCAAAGGUGGAUCGACAGUCUUUGGAGUUGGAGUGGGAUAAAUGAAGUCAUGCACGUCAAGGAGAAAAUUUUCUGCUCUGCCUCAACUUCAACGAAAUAUUUUGUUAAACAUUAUACUUCCCGUGAUCCUUGUUUGUAUCAACUGAAACCUGUAUUUGAACGGUGUUGACUGGUGCUAUUCUCGGAAACGGGCGUUCUGUACAAUAUUGUUAUUUUCAUGAUAUGCUGAUGUGAAUCUGUUCGUUGCUGGUUAAUUUAGAUUGUUUAUAUUAAAUUAUUAUUAUUAAC